This is a messenger RNA of Petromyzon marinus (sea lamprey), 7419 nucleotides long. Its product is annotated as metal-response element-binding transcription factor 2-like. Gene Ontology annotation, biological process: negative regulation of gene expression, epigenetic. NCBI's taxonomy places the organism in Eukaryota, Metazoa, Chordata, Hyperoartia, Petromyzontiformes, Petromyzontidae. Gene Ontology annotation, molecular function: DNA binding; chromatin binding. The record is from RefSeq and is a predicted model, not a curated record. Gene Ontology annotation, cellular component: nucleus.
UGGGGGUGGGGGUGUGGUAGACGGUGCGGGUGGGGGGCUGCUCGAGCGCGCCGCGAAAGUUUUCGCGCGAAAAAUUCCCGCGGGGAAAAUGGCGCCGCGCGGUCCACCGUGAAGAGGGAACCGCGUCACCUCAUCAUCGUUUUAUCGUCGUUCCUCCCUCCUGCAUCGUCAGUUGUCAUCGUUUGGCAUCUUGCCCUUUAGUCAGUCAUUGUCACGGCGCUGCGCGGCGGCGGCGGCUUCUCUCGUGGAUUACGGGCGACUCGGGGUGGGGAUGGUGGUGCUGGGGGUGACACCUGGAGGCAGCUGCGGAGGAUGAGAGGUGACGGCCGUCUCGUGUGACAUGGCGAGCUUCCCCGGCGUGCGCGCCACCUCCACGCCGCGGCCCCACAACGGCGCCCUCGUCGCUGGCGACCACGGGGAUACGUGGUCGUGUGACGACCUCCUGGGCGACAGCGGCACCGUGGGCUCCGCAUGGCUCGAUCGCAGCACCGACCUCGGCCUGCCCAGCUUUGGGCAGCGCUUGCACGAGCGGGCGACGCCGAUGGGCCCCUACGCGGGCCCCCUCCCUGUGACGGCGCGCUCGCUACCCAUGGGGCGGGUCCCCGGCUCCCCCGAGCGGGACCCGGGCCGGCCCCGUUUUGCCCGUGCAGUCUCCGAGUCGGACAGCGAAGAGGAGGAAGAGGAGGAGGAGGAGGAAGAGGAGGAAGAGGACUACCUGAGUCCCCUCAAGCGGCAUGCAAGGAGCGGCGCCGAGCGAUACUCACGGGCCCGCGCCGAUGCUGGAGAUGAGACAGUGACGGAUGGCGUGGAGUGGCGGGAGAGCACCGGUGCGGCUACUCUGACGAGCGUGGGGGGAGAGGAGCGAGCUGCAGGAGCGAGGGCGGCACCCGAGAGGCCGGAGCCCGACGCAGACAGAAAGGGAGGGCCCACUCGGGCCCCCGUGUGCCGGCAUGCGCUGGGCCACGAGGUUUUGGCGCGCUGGUCCGACGGACUCUUCUACCUGGGCACCAUCAAGAAGGUGGACAGGAAGAAGGGGAGCUGCUACAUCACGUUUGAGGAUCGCUCCGAGUUCUGGGUCCUGUGGAAGGACAUCCAAGCACUGGGGAGCCCCCCGAGCGGAGAGAUGGUAUGCACCAUAUGCCAGGAGGGGUCGUCCGACUCUCCCAACGAGAUCGUCAUCUGCGACAAGUGUGGGCAGGGAUACCACCAGCGGUGCCACAUCCCCAACAUCGACUCGGAGCUCAUCGCGUGCGAGGCCUCCUGGCAGUGCCGCCAGUGCAUCUUUGUCACCACUACCAAGCGUGGCGGUGCGCUGAAGAAGGGUCCCCAGGCACGUGCGCUGCAGACGGUGAAGCUGACACGGCCGUACAGCCUAGAGGAGCUGGAGUGGGAUGCUCAGCACCGCACCAACAUGCAGCAGGUUUACUGCUACUGCGGGGGGCCCGGAGAGUGGUACCUGAAGAUGCUGCAGUGCUGUAGCUGUCGGCAAUGGUUCCACGAGGCGUGUACGCAGUGCCUGGAGCGACCCAUGCACUUCGGAGACCGGUUCUACCUGUUCGUGUGCUCCGUGUGCAACGCAGGACCAGAGUACAUCAAGCGCCUCCCCCUGCGCUGGGUGGACAUCACGCAGCUGUGCAUGUACAACCUUACAGUGGUGCACAAGAAGAAGUACUUUGACUUUGAGAAGGAGGUGAUGCCAUUCGUGCAUGACAACUGGGACAGCCUGCAGCUCGGCGAGCAGAUGGCCGACACUACUCGGCAGAAGCGCUACCAGUGUGUGAUGCACGCGCUCAUCAGCAACAAGAGCAAGUUCGUGUGCGGGCGCGAGAUCAAGAAGAAGCAGCACCUGUACGGCCUGCGCAUGCGUGUGCCCCCCACUCCACCCUCCAUGUCCCUUCCGGCCGCCCUGGGGUUCGCUGAGGGAGACGGCCCCCUCGGCCUCGCUAACAUCUCCUACCCGUCCCCUCCUCGCCCCACGCGACGGCGCCGCCUGUCCGGGCGUCCUCGCCGACCCGUGGCCAGAGCAGGGUCAUCCUCACUCACCGGACCAGCUGCCCUCACAGCCUUCCCCAGGACCGCCUUCGGCCUCGACUCCGUCAACCGGGCUCCGUCCCGGCUCAAGCGGGGACUCGGCGGGACCACGCCCCUGCGCCGCUCCCCGCGCGUCCCGGGAGGCGGUUACCGUGGAGACGAGGGCCCCGGGGUCCCGGGCGGUGGGCUGGCAGGGGAUGGGGACGCGGUGGGCCCGGGCCUGGGCGGGUUGCAGGCCUGCCUGUCCCGCCUGGCCCCCUCCCCCGGCCCCGCGUGCCUGGCGGGAGGCGGCGCCGAGGGCCGUGCGGCGUGCGGGGAGGCGUUCCGUGUGCUCGGCCGAAGGGUGGGCCCUGACGGGCGCGUGCAGUACCUGGUAGAAUGGGCGGGCACCACACCCGGCUAGUGGGGGGAAGGGGCGAGAGCGGAACCGGCCCUCAUUAUAGCCGUGGGCCCCGGGCCCUGCUGGGCCGGGGGGCGAGAGGGCCCGGCUCGUUCGUGGCGAGCUGCGCCGGUUUUAAUUUAAUCCUGAGCGGAAAUGAGAGGAGAGGAACCGGCGGGUAACGUCCAAACGAGCUUUAAUGCUGAGGAGCUAGUGUUUGAUUGCCAAUGAUAAGAGGUGCGCGGACGGGAGUCUCACGUUGCAGACGGUAUCGGGUUGGUCUGCGGCUGGGGGAGCGCUACCCCCUCACACACCGUUGCGUGCCCCCUAUGCGUUGCGUGCUACCGCUAGACAUGUAGUGAUCCACCCUCAGCCGCCCCCCCCCCCCUCGCGUGCUAUUCAUUUUAUUGGCGCGAUCAGAGAUCUCUCUUCCACUUCGAUAGGCCCGCCCGGCAGCGAGUUUGCCAUUUGCAGAGAUUCGCGGUUCGAAUCCUGCAGGCCGUACUGAUUAAUGCUGGCGUGCGUGUAUCAAUCGUAAAAAUACGCACCGCCAACUGCUUUGCAGUGGACGUUAAAAGAUUGCUCACGUCAUUUGAAGACGGGCAGGCCACUGCGGGUCCAUAUUUGAAAAAUCGCACGGCAAAUCACUUCAAUGGGAAACGGUGAAGCUGCUGGCAAUACUGCCGAAUGAAAGUGUCAAGAGGCUUCCCUGGGUAAACAGACAUCGUAAUCGUAAAUAAUAACAUAAAACUUAAUGCAUGUUGCUGCUAUUGUACUUUCCGUGCUUUCUGCGCACAACUCUUAUGCGAAUCUGUUCUCGCACGUCGCGUGAUGCCGCGUACAUCGUGAGCUUGAUAAUCGGAAUUUGACCACAGCUGGAUCGUUACACGCCUGCCGACUGCGGCCUGCGUGGACGGAGUCGCGAGGCCGUGGUCUCGCGACACAGAGUCGCGCGCGGGGGGCAUAUAGAGAGCGGACCGUCUAUCCGCGCGUUGUGCAGCGUGGCUCAGCGGAAUGAAUGUACCCUUCGGAUACUAAAAUAUACUGAGAUAGUUUAUAUACAGGAGAGUUCUAUAUGUACGCCCCGCAAAGCCGAAGGCGCUCUUUUUUUUUAUUAGAUCCUGCAUUUAUUUGAGUUGAAUCAACUAGGGGGUUCCUCGCCGUGCCUUGUUGUUGGUUGCUACGUGCGGUGUGAAAGAAGUUUAACGUACGUAAGCCGUGGCCUCGUUUCACCGCGCACACUUUGACCAAAAGCGUUUGACCCGGUGACCCUGACGACCCUGUUCCUGUGUCAGGCCUCGUCUAAUCCGUGCCCCAUCCAGGCCACGGUUACCAGGAUUGGCAGCGAGGAGCUUGGCCAGGUCUCUGUUAUUGCUGCUAUUGAACUUCCAGCGCACAACCUCCACCCACCCCCUCCUCAACCGCGUGCCAGCUCCCGUCGCUGCCGCGCUGCCACAGACGAAGAAAGUAAAACGCUACUCAAAAAUGUUAAAACAGCUCUUAGGCUGCGCAUCUCACAAUGUUUAAACACGAGCACUGCCCCGCGCACUUGCCCGGGAUGUAACCUCACCCUCGCCUUUGCGCGCGCGCGCGCGCGCACACGUUAUGGUAGGCGUUCGGCUUCAAGUGCGAUGGUGUCGUCGCAUCAUCCUUCACCCCUAGAGGGCGACAUCACCAAGGCAAAAAGCCGAAAGGCUGUGGCUUAAGGGAUGAUUAUGACAUCAUGACGGCGUCACACAGCCCCCCCCCGAAGGGUGACGUCGCUGCGGGGAAGCCAUAGGCGUGGGUUACGGGACGAUGGUGUCGUGCCCAAACAUAGGGUUUAAAUGUAAAUCAAUGGGAAAGGCACGUUUUUGGCUGCCAUUAGUUUGUAUUUGAUGUUGUUUUUUUUUAAUUUGGUAGGGGGGGGGGUUAAAUGUAAAUUGGGAGAGGUGACAAUUUUGCGGCAAUGUCCUCGCCAUGAGAAGCAUUCGGCUUUAAAUUAGUUUUUAUGUCCGAUACACCGUACGCGAGGAAGCACUUAAGAAAGAGGCGGUGUUGGGCAAUUGUCACCUGUGUGUGACGCCAGCCGUAACGACCUGGCCCUCCCCGAUGCACUUAACCAGGAAGUAUGGGGGAGAGCGACGAGUGGCACUGUGAGGGGAGUUGCCGGGGCCGGGCGAUUGUCAGGCAUGGGGGGGGGGGAGGGGGCACGAAGCCGUGGCUUCGUCUGCAGCCUUGUUACUGAAAAACCUGGUUUCCACGUCUCCCCAUUUAGCCGCGAAUGAUGUACGCAUCACUCGCUAUCAUGGCACGGUAAAUGCAUUUGCGGCUCCCGGUCCCUUGUUCCCAUCACGUUGACUCCUCAAAAAGUCUUGGCAUGCUGACAAAUCGGUUGGAGCUCGCGUCAAGGGGUCUCAAAUUGCAUGUGAUCGACCACAAUCGCGAGGUGAAACUGCGCUCGGCGUUACAGCCGGUAUCUGGCUGUGACACCGGCGUCAGUUUCGUCCUCUUUGAGUGAGCCUCACCAUGAUUUGGGCAGCGCGGUUUUGACUUUUGAGAGGCCAGGGAAAAAUGGGCUCCUUGCAGCUUUAUAAUUGAGGACUUUGUACCAGAGCAGAAUCUGUGGAUAAUGAGGAUUUGCAUGUUUUUAAAAUAAUUCUUAUGCUAUUUAUCGGCUUUUUAACGUUCUAAACUUCAUAUUUACCCGUUUUGUAUCAUUUAUUUUGCGCGUUUCGGGAAGUCCCAUAUUCAUCUUCAACGCAUCGUGUGGGUUUGGGUCCUUGGCCUCGUGUGCAGGUCAUCGCCGCUGUGGCGUUAGCCCUGUGUGAGCACGGAGAGAGAGAGCGGUUUCCCUGGGUGGGGACUGCCCUGUCUGCCGGUCUGCAGGGGGCCCCAUACAUCCUACAUUCCAGCCAGUUCAUGGACCCGGUUCGCAUGUUAUUAUUUCACUUGUAUUGCCACCUGAGGUGACCAAACGUUCGUUUUAUAAUAAAGCAAUUUAUAAUGCGUACAUUUUCACGAAAAGGCAAAUUCUCAGUCGUGAUGCGAAGGCUCCACGUAGCCAGGCUCAGUUACUCAUACGCUCCACGAAACAGAUACAAGGCCUUCAUCUGUCUUUUAAAAGUGUCGAAUUUGAUGAUGCUGCGUUUAAAGUUUAAUUUUCAAGUUUAAUUUUCAAGUUUCAUUUAUUAGGUAUAGCCCUGUGAGCCAUGCGGCUCUUAAAGUCGGGUGCAACCGCAACAGACAAAAUUUGAACGCAGAACAUCUUAAAGCGACGUGUAACAGAAACAUCCUGGAAUAAACCAGCAUAUUUUCCACACAAAAAACGUAUUAAAACGCUGUGUGCAAAAAUCAAUGUGUUGCAAUCCAACAACAACAACCAUAAGACAAUUUAGAUUAACCAUAUGUUUGAUGUGCUUGCGGAAAAACGGCGAUCUGCCAGAACAGUCGUGGGUCGGCGGUAGGGGGUGGCGAUCGAAUUGAGGGAUGAGGUCCUUCGUAGUGCCUUGGGGUUGACUGACGGCCCUCUAAAACAAAAUCUAAUGAUUAUUUUAGAUAGCGUCGUUCAUGGAAAUUGUAUCUCACAAUCGCCGAGGAGCCACGGACCAAGCUGAAAGGCUACCGGGUGUUGAGCCAGCGCCAACAGUUCUGCAGUCCUCUGUAUAUUAAGAUGUUUUCAGCAAAUUAGUGUUCAUACAUGUGGGAGGAAACCAGAGCACACGGAGAAAACCCACGCAUGCGAGGGGGCAGCACUAUCCUAAUCAGAAUGGACGGAUAAUGUUAGUCCACACUUUACUGAAUUGCAAUCUGCAUGGCAAGCUCGGGUAUUGACUCGAUGCCCGUGAGAAGGGGAGUUUGGCAACAUUUGUCCGAUCCACCAAACCUCGUUUCCACAGUGUUGGAUUAAGGGUUGACGUGCAUCGCCAUCACCGCCUGGCAUGGGUUUUAAGGACUGCCAGAUAAUUGUGGACGACUGUGGAGUAAUUAUUAAGUCACCACGUAUUCUGCCGAAUCCAUACCGGUAGAACCAAACCCCCAUCUCAAAGCCACGCGGACUAUGUUGCUAUUGUGCUCACACGAUGCAAUUAUUUGAAUUUGUUUGUAUUUAUUGUUAUGAACAGUGGUGGAAAUGUGCCUGUAUAUGACCGUGUUUGCCAACCGGCACUUUUCAGAACCACACCAGCACGACUCCGUACACCAAACAGGCCAGGCCGGCACAGUUCCUAUUCCUCCGCAGAGGGGAGGCUGUAAUGAAAAUGUGACUACGGGACAAAUGGGUUUCAUACCGGGACUUUCCACCACUGCUUAUAACCAAUAGGUAUGGUGUGUGAGCACCACACCUCUUGUAAAUGUGUACAACUUGGGUGCCAUAGUCCCCCUGGAACGAGAUGGUAUAUAGGGGUGACGGAGGCGCAGUGGUAACAUUCACGUCUCGCAACAAGAGGGCCCUCGGUUUGAUUCCAGAUUCGGGCGCAUUUAUGUGUAUGGAGUUUGUGUGUUCUUUCCCCCUGUUCCAAACGGGUUUCCUCCCACAUAAAUAAUGUAACUGAUAUUGGCCAAACAUCCCAAUGCUGCAUGAUUACCUGCAAGCUUGGCAGGACCCUCUUUAAAAAAAAAAAAAAUGUUGAGACGUAAUAAAUACGUGGCCAGGGACGUGUCGGGGAUUAAAUUAGUCUUAUCUGUCAGGACGAAAGUGGGCUUGGGCAGAACACACCAUGCUAUAAGAAGAGAUGAUGGACAAGACUGAUGAUGGAAUGGCAGCCGAAUGAUAGGACGACCACUGUGGAAAUUUGAGAAACGAGAGCGGCCCAUGUGCAGGGGAUAGCCUUAAAUCAGCAGUUUAUAAACCGCGAGUGGUGGUGAACGUUCGUCGGCUGCCCGUGUGGUGGUAUUAAGGCGCGUCCCUGCCUCGCGGACUAAGCAGCUGCUGACAACGCUAGAGCCAUUGCAUGGUUUAGCUGCUGCUGUUGAAGCAAUGUUACAUCUCCUGCACAAUGAGCGGAAUAAAUAUCUGCAUUUUAAUAGCG